Messenger RNA from Cryptococcus deneoformans JEC21, 3212 nucleotides. Its product is annotated as chitin synthase 1, putative. Gene Ontology annotation, molecular function: chitin synthase activity. The coding region runs from base 200 to 3043 and encodes 947 amino acids. The record is from RefSeq and is a predicted model, not a curated record. Gene Ontology annotation, cellular component: cell septum; cell periphery. NCBI's taxonomy places the organism in Eukaryota, Fungi, Basidiomycota, Tremellomycetes, Tremellales, Cryptococcaceae. The transcript is spliced from 12 exons.
CUUGGCUACUGGACGGAUCUCCUGGUGCCCACGGCGUCUCGUCGUUCACAGAGCUGGUCUCGGGCGUGUGAUUCCUUCUUCCUCGCGUGCUACUUGCGCCUUCUCCUUACGUAUUCCCACUCCCCUCCUUCCUUCCCUCCUUCAUCCUUUCGCCACUCAACUCACAUCCACACCCACCCACAAACACACUCCUUCCACCAUGGCUUACCACUACUCCCACGACAGCAGCCGUCGCCAGCCGCAGGGCGGCUACAAUUACCCUUCCAACUAUUCAAACCCCUCACAGUAUUCCAUACCCGACUCGGUCUAUUCCGGCCACUCCACCAACACCCAACCCGUUCCUUCCCCUGGCGGGUACCACCCACAGCCUUCUUCUACCACUCGGGUGGUUCAGCCAGCGUACUAUCAGCCACAGCCCACCGCAUCGUCCAUGACUUCUCACGACGUUAUGUAUGGCCGACCCAGCCCUGGUCCUAAUCAGUACGGCGCCGCGCCAAGAGACGUCUUCCGAGGUCCUGGCGCCACGACAGUACCUCCUCCUCAACAGACGCCGUACCAGCCCUACCCGGACCAACCAUAUCCUUCUCAUACAGACUAUUCUGAUGAAAACAAAUCUUUUAGUUCCACUACUCACCUGGUUUCGCCGCAGAAAGAAUGGGGUGUCGGAACUGUAGUACCGGUUACUACGAUACCACCUGUCAACCAACCGCCUUACCAGCCGUAUCAAGCAUAUCCGCCGCAGCCUUCCCCAUCCCCGACUACCCCCCGAGGAGGUACCUCCCAUUGGCAUGCUAUGCGGAAGCAGUUGCUCGAGAGGCGAGUGAUCAAGCAGAUCCCAUUGCACAAUGGCAACUUGGUGAUGGAUGUGCCCGUGCCAAAGGGGGCCAUCCCGAGCACCAAAGGACUAGGCGUGAUGGAUGGAGAGAUGGACAGCAUGCGCUACUCGGCGGCAACAUGCGACCCUGAUGACUUUAUGCGAAGCAAAUUCAGCCUGAGGCAAUAUUUGUAUGGCAGAAAGACAGAGCUUUUUAUCGUCAUGACCAUGUACAAUGAAAAUUCCGAGCUCCUCCUGAGGACACUUAAUGCCGUAAUUAAGAAUAUUGCCCAUCUCACGACACGCACACGCUCAAAAACUUGGGGUCCCGAUUCGUGGAAAAAGGUGGUAGUCUGUAUCGUUGCUGAUGGCCGAAAGGUUGUCGACCCAAGAGUUCUCAAGGUGCUGCAAUUGAUGGGUGUCUAUGCCGAGGGUGUCAUGAAAGACCAUGUCGUUGACAAGGAAACCCAAGCCCAUAUUUUCGAGUACACUUCGCAGGUCGUAGUGUCAGAAACCGGAGAGGUUGGCUUUGGUUCGACCCCUGUUCAAAUCUUGUUCUGCCUCAAAGAGCAAAAUAAGAAAAAACUCAAUUCUCAUCGUUGGUUUUUCAAUGCCUUUGGCCCACUUAUUAAACCCAACGUUUGCGUGCUUCUGGACGUUGGCACAAAACCCUCCGGUCACUCCAUAUACGAGCUCUACAAAUGUUUUGAGAAGCAUCCCACUGUUGGGGGAGCAUGUGGAGAGAUUUUUGCAGACACUGGAAAGUGGGGCAAAUAUUUAUGGAACCCUUUGGUCGCAGGCCAAAAUUUUGAAUACAAAAUGAGCAACAUACUCGACAAGCCAUUCGAGAGUGUUUUUGGACUAAUCUCUGUCCUUCCAGGAGCAUUUUCUGCCUAUCGGUAUGACGCAGUGGCCAAUCACGCCGAUGGGACGGGUCCCCUGGCAGCCUAUUUCCGAGGAGAGCUCAUGAACCAACCUGGUGCUACAGCAACCAUUUUUGACAGGAACAAGUUCCUGGCAGAAGAUCGUAUUCUCGCGUUUGAAAUCGUUGUCAAGAAGAAUGCUCGCUGGCGCUUGCAGUAUGUCAAGGCGGCCAAAGCUGGUACAGACGUUCCCGCUACCGUCCCGGAGUUCAUCUCUCAACGAAGGAGAUGGCUGAACGGAUCCAUCUUUGCUGCAACAUACGCAAUGGUUUGUUUCUGGAGGAUUUGGACUAGUGGACACGGUAUUUUCAGAAAGUUUAAUCUUACUAUUUUGACGGUAUAUAAUUUGGUUAAUUUGCUCUUCAAUUGGCUGUCUGUCUCCUCCUUUUACCUUGCGUUCUUCUUCCUCAUUAGCUCGUCCAUCUCUGGCAGCUCUGAUCCUUUCAACGGGGCUGGGGAUGAGAUAUUCCAGGUGUUCAACAAGGUCUAUAUUGCUCUGAUUUUUGUCGUCUUGGUCUGUUCUCUGGGCAAUCGUCCCCAAGGAUCGAAUUAUAUGUACACUUUUUGUAUAUUCAUGUUUGCUGUUUGCCAAGGUAUCUUGCUGUACUGUGCUGGAUGGACAGUCUACCAGGCGGUCCCACACACCUCGGAAGGUUGGGAAGAUGUCUCUGGGCUGUUUGAUAACAAGACGUUUGUACAACUGGCCCUUGCUCUCAUGGCAACGUACGGGUUGUAUCUCAUUUCAUCGCUUCUCUACUUUGAGCCCUGGCACAUGCUCACAUCAUUCAUUCAAUAUCUCCUCCUUCUUCCCUCAUAUGUCAAUAUCCUCCUCAUUUACGCAAUGUGCAAUUUGCAUGACGUUUCUUGGGGAACCAAGGGUGAUAAUGGUUCCUCAAAAGAUCUUGGCACCGCAAAAAAAGUAGAAAAGGACGGAAAGGAAAUGGCCGAAGUGGCGUUACCGACGAAGCAAGAGGAUGUAGAGGCUCUAUGGCAACAAGCCAGACAAGAGUUGAGAGUGCCGGUAAAAGAGAAGACUGAAAAGAGAAGUCCAGAGACUAAAAGGGCCGAUGAGGAUCGCAACUUUCGAACCAAUGUCGUAUUGUUGUUCCUUGGCUCGAACAUGCUUGUCAUUUUACUCUUCACCUCUUCCACCUUCACCAACUGGGUUAACUCGCAUUUUGUCGAUGCGACCAGCUCGACUUUCAAUCCUUACCUUACCGUGAUCUUUUACGCAGUUCUCGGCCUCUCAGCCCUUCGAUUCGCAGGUUGCCUGUUGUAUCUCAUUUUCAGGAUGUUCGGCUAUUGAGUAUCCCGAACAAUACGUAUUCCGAGAACUUUCCUUCCAGUUUGUAGUAUGAUCUACACCUAACUCCUAUACAUAGCGACUGCAGCGAUCUCCUCAGCUGGUCUGAUGGAACGAUAUGUGCAACGAAGACCAUUGAAAAAGUCAGACGAUGAAUAUUAUGCAUCAUAAU